AUGGAGACGCUCACGCUGCCCAGUCACUUUCCUGCGGCGGUACGGCAUGUGUACCUUGCCCAGUUUGAGAAUGUACAGAAUGGAGGCGCUUUAAAAGAGGCGCUCAUUCAGGCAUCCAGAACGCCCGAGGGAUCGGAGGACCGGCGACGCAUGGACAUGGCCUUUAUCGAUGCGCGUCUGAUCGUCAGCCGACGGCAGCUGAUCACAGCCAUAGUGCAGGCUGUGAUCGCGUCUGAACGUCGAUGCCUGCGUGGCGAGGAGCCAGAUGCGCCGAUCGGCCUCAAGACCCCGUCUAUUCACUCUGAUAUCUUGUGGACACUCAACCCGAACAACAAUAUUGCCGAUGCGCUGCGUCGCUUUGGUGUGUCCAGCACGACACGCUCCUUGAUCCUUGCGCACAUCGCGCCUCCGCCCCCGGCAGGUCCGCGCCCGGAGGCCCUGAUGACCCAUAUGCAGUCGCUGGUCGACGGCCAGGUACGGCACGAAGGCGUAGCGCUCGAUACCAAUGACGACCAUGCGCUCACUCAAAUGUCUCUGCAAGACACUGCAUCGCCAUGGAAGGAGCUGGGCAAAGUGUACAAGCUCCAAGAUACCUUGGCAUUCCAAAACCGCGAUGCAGCGGCGGUGGAAGAAUUGAUCUGUGCUACGGUCGCUACGAAGUACAUAGGCAAUUAA
Malassezia pachydermatis is the source of this 675-nucleotide messenger RNA. RefSeq lists its product as hypothetical. Gene Ontology annotation, cellular component: nucleus; EKC/KEOPS complex; cytosol. Gene Ontology annotation, biological process: tRNA threonylcarbamoyladenosine modification; telomere maintenance via recombination. NCBI's taxonomy places the organism in Eukaryota, Fungi, Basidiomycota, Malasseziomycetes, Malasseziales, Malasseziaceae. The record is from RefSeq and is a predicted model, not a curated record. The transcript has 2 exons. The coding region runs from base 1 to 675 and encodes 224 amino acids.